This is a messenger RNA of Cylicostephanus goldi, 261 nucleotides long. Lineage: Eukaryota; Metazoa; Nematoda; Chromadorea; Rhabditida; Strongylidae. The record is from the annotation of a GenBank genome assembly.
AUGUUUCGUAAUCUAGAUUUGGCAAGGACGGGCAAUGCCAUUAGCGGUUCUCCGCAGACAACUUGGAUAGGACUGGUACGAGCUGAUUAUCUGUGCAGCAAUUGGACAGCAAAAUGGAUAUGGAUGGACGGUACAGAGGUCGACUAUCUUGCAUGGGAUAUUGGUCAGCCAGGAUGGGAUAUUAACAAGCCGUCACAACAAAAUUGCGUAGAGGUACCAUUUCCAUAUAUCAAGCGAUUUGACAACAAGCAAUGUUUUUGA